CCUCUUAGUCAAUGGAUGCAGGAGAUCCUCUUUCUGGCUCAGAAAAACACAUUCACAAUACAUGCAUCUGAUGCUGUUCCUUGUCCCGUACCUGGAAAUGCCAAGAAACAAUGUCACGUUGUUCAGCUGAGAGCAGUCCACAAGAGUAACAGCUGGAACCAAGAUGACGGUUUUCAGCAAGUGCUGCUACUAGACAACACGCCUCUGGUUCCAGCACAGACACGAAACCUGAGGGGGUUGUUACUAGCACAGAGAUUCUCAAUACCACGUAUGCCUGAAUACAUUGGUGCUGAUAUCUGCAGAGACUGGUGCCAUCUUCUGAGGCUGAACAAUGCUCCUGAACAUAGUCCCAGUGCAGCUCAUUGCUCAACACGGUCAUCACACAAGGUCUCACAUGUGAGGCAAAAGAAAGAAAUUUACUUUGAUGGACAAAAGAAAAAGGACUGGCACGAUAAAGAAGCUAUAAGGAGAGACUUGGAACGCAUAGGAAAUGGAGAACAGGGGAAACCUUACCCGAUGACUGAUGCAGAGCAAGUGGACCAAGCAUACAGGGAAAAUGGCUUUAAUAUCUUUGUUAGCGAUAAAAUUUCUCUUAAUCGCUCCCUCCCUGAUAUCAGGCACCCAAACUGCAAUAACAAGCUGUACCUGGAGAAGCUCCCAAACACCAGCGUGAUAAUCCCAUUCCACAAUGAAGGGUGGUCAUCUCUUCUCCGGACAGUGCACAGCAUCCUAAAUCGCUCCCCUCCUGAGUUGAUAGCAGAAAUUGUCCUGGUGGAUGACUUUAGUGACAGAGAACACCUGAAGAAACGUUUGGAAGACUACAUGGCCCAGUUCCCAAAUGUCAGAAUUCUGCGCACCAAGAAAAGAGAAGGGCUAAUAAGAACGCGAAUGCUGGGGGCCUCUGUGGCCAUAGGAGAUGUUAUCACCUUCUUGGACUCUCACUGUGAGGCUAAUGUAAACUGGCUGCCACCUCUGCUAGACCGCAUUGCUCGGAACCGCAAGACUAUUGUGUGCCCAAUGAUUGAUGUAAUUGACCAUGACCACUUUGGAUAUGAGACCCAAGCUGGAGAUGCAAUGCGAGGGGCAUUUGACUGGGAGAUGUAUUACAAGCGGAUCCCUAUCCCUCCUGAAUUACAGAAACCUGAUCCUAGCGACCCCUUUGAGUCUCCUGUAAUGGCUGGAGGACUGUUUGCAGUCGAUAGAAAGUGGUUCUGGGAGCUGGGAGGGUAUGAUGCAGGUCUGGAGAUAUGGGGAGGAGAACAGUAUGAAAUAUCCUUUAAGGUGUGGAUGUGUGGGGGUCGUAUGGAGGACAUCCCUUGCUCCCGAGUGGGUCAUAUCUACAGGAAAUAUGUUCCUUACAAAGUUCCAACCGGAGUCAGCCUGGCAAGAAACUUGAAGCGUGUGGCUGAAGUGUGGAUGGAUGAAUACUCAGAGUACAUCUACCAGCGUAGACCUGAGUACCGGCACCUCUCUGCGGGGGAUGUGACGGUUCAGAAGGAACUUCGCAACAGUCUCAAUUGCAAGAGCUUCAAAUGGUUCAUGAAUGAAGUAGCUUGGGACUUGCCAAAAUUCUACCCACCAGUGGAGCCCCCGGCUGCUGCCUGGGGAGAGAUCCGGAACGUAGGAACUGGUCUAUGUGCAGAUACUAAACACGGAACUCUGGGCUCCCCACUGAGGCUGGAAACCUGUGUAAAAGGCAGAGGAGAGGCGGCUUGGAACAACAUCCAGGUGUUCACCUUCAGCUGGCGGGAAGAUAUCCGUCCCGGGGACCCUCAGCACACCAAGAAGUUCUGUUUCGAUGCCAUUUCCCACAGCAGCCCUGUGACCCUCUAUGACUGUCACGGAAUGAAGGGGAACCAGCUGUGGAGAUACAGGAAAGACAAGACCCUUUACCACCCAGUAAGCAGCAGCUGUAUGGACUGCAGCGAGAGUGACCGAAAGAUCUUUAUGAAUACCUGCAACCCCUCUUCUCCAACACAGCAGUGGAUAUUUGAACACACAAACUCAACCAUCUUGGAAAAAUUUAAUAGAAAUCUUGAUCUUUAAAGACUGAAAAUAUAUAUGUAUUUAUAGAUAUAUAUAUUUUACAGUUAUAGUUUUUACUGGGGAGGGUUACAAAAAAAUUGUAAAGAUUUUGUUUUUAAACAAACAAGGUAAAAGGGAGAAUCUCAGGAGAAGGGGUGACUAGCUGGCCAGUCGAUUUUUGAAGAUGCUGCAUGUUUCUCUCUAUGGAGAUGAUGGAAUUCCAUGAGGCUUUACCAGAGCCACUUGUCUGUCAAGACCAGAUCAGAAACUGUUUGUUUCUAAACAAUUCUGAACCUGGUUCAGAGCACGUGUGGCAUAAAUGGUUAUGUUCUCCAUGAUUCACACAAGAGCAGUACAACUUUAUGUAGCUGCUAAAGCGUUCCUAAAUAGUCACUUUACCUCCCAAGCAAAACCUGCACUCCAAAUUAUAAUGCAGAGACAGCAUACCAGUACCCCACAAAUACAGUGACUUCCAGUGCAUCAAAACGUAGAAUGCAAUAGAAAAAUAAAACGCGUGUGUCUCUUCUGUGCACUGAACCAAAAUAUAGAACAAACAGCUUGGCCUUGUUAUGCCUUCCAAAGGAAUAGAUCUGUUAACAGAAUAUAGUUAGAACUAAACGCAGUUGAGACCAGUUUUUCCAGUGAGUAUAAGUCAUGGGUAGAAAAAAAACACCAUUUCAGGUCCAUGCACCUUGCUCUCGGCUACCCCAUUGUUGGGUCUCUUCAGUAUAAAGUAAUAGGAUUAAAAAAAGGUUUUCCAACUAAAGUGACAACCUGCAGCUAAAAUAAUUGUGACUCUUACUACAUGUUCUUAGAUGGCUAGUAUCAAUGCACAGUCACUUACAGCAGAGUUUCUCAGAGUGGAAUCAUUCCAAGAAUCCUUCCCAUAAAAUCUACUGCAUGAGAAAAUCUCCAGUUUUCCUCUCGAGAUAUGGGGCAAGUAUACACUUAGCAUGAGCAGCUGCAAUUACACCGAAGCUGAUGGAUUUGAGACUGCUACCCGGGAUUGCAUCUGGCCAGGAAUCCAUCUGUCGGAGGUAGCAUUCAGGGCCCAUACACAAGGCCAUCAUGCUCUCACAAAUACAAGCAGAGAUUAGGGUUGGAAGAGACCUUAGGAGGUCAUCUAGCCCAGCCUCCUGCUCAAAGCAGGACCAAGCAAAUGACUGCAUAGUUAACCUUCUGCUAAGUUGCUGAAGAAAUCAACCAAACCUAACCACUUUCCUAUCAUCAUCCAGCUGCUUGGCUGGUCCACCUAUCCGAAUAGGCCCUCUUUGGGAGUAGGCAGCAUGCGAACAGUUCUGGGAUUGUGAGGCAUGCAGCGGCAUGAGGGGCUGAAAUGACCAGCAUAUAUACUGUCUUGAGAAGUUUCCAGUGAUGCUGUUGCAAAAAAAAGCAAACAUGAUGCUGGGCUGCAUUAACAGGAAUGUUAUGAGCAAGACACGAGAAGUCAUUCUUCCGCUCUACUCUGCGCUGGUUAGGCCUCAGUUGGAGUAUUGUGUCCAGUUCUGGGCACCGCAUUUCAAGAAAGUUGUGGAGAAAUUGGAGAAGGUCCAGAUAAGAGCAACAGGAAUGAUUAAAGGUCUAAAGAACAUGACCUAUGAAGGAAGGCUGAAGGAAUUGGGCUUGUUUAGUUUGGAAAGGAGAAGACUGAGAGGGGACAUGAUAGCCGUUUUCAGGUAUUUAAAGGGUGUCACGAGGAGGGAAAAAAAUUGUUCACCUUGAUAGGACAAUGGGCUUAAAACUGCAGCAAGGGAGGUUUAGGUUGGACAUUAGGAAAAAGUUCCUAACUGUCAGGGUGGUUAAACACUGGAAUAAAUUGCCUAGGGAGGUUGUGGAAUUUCCAUCUCUGGAGAUAUUUAAGAGCAAAUUGGACAGACAUCUAUCAGGGAUGGUCUAGACAGUACUGGGUCCUGCUGUGAGGGCAGGGGACUGGACUCGAUGACCUCUCGAAGUCCCUUCCAGUUCUAGUGUUCUAGGAUUCUAUGAAGAGCAGGCUGAUCUCCGCUCCUGCAGGAGCGUGAAGCUCACAUUUCAGGCAUUUUCCGUGAUGUGUAGCUCCUAAGUUUCACAAGAGCUUUUGUUCUGAUCAGGCUUAAGAGGCCCUUACGGCAGAUGCUCUGAGGUGCCAGCCUCCCCUUGCUCACGACAAGACAGUAAUUCAGCCCCUCUGCUGCUGCAUGUUUCUUGCUGCAUCAGUUCAGGUGCUGCAGGGGUGAUCAGGUGACUUUAUGAUCUCAGAAUAUGAUGCAGCGUUGCCACAGAAAUCAGAGUGGCUUGCUGCACAGCACGUGGAAUCAGAAUAAACCCAGAUUUCAUGUCUGCGAUGUGGCUAGUUGCAGCCUUGUUGCAAAUGAGUCACACAGCCCUUUGAAGCCAAGCACUGCUUCCUUUGGAGGGCUAGGAGGGCAGAGAAUUAACUGUCCUUUGGGAUAGUCUGUGGGUUUUUUUUUCUGUGAUCUCUAUGUGCUGCCAGCAUACUACAGCAAGAGGUGCUAUAGAAACUACACCAAUGCCACACUGAGUUAACAUUCAUCACUUAAAACAUAACAUUAUAUUUUAAUUAUUUGUAACAUCUCAUUAGAAACAUUUUUAAUACCUUGGGGGAAAGCACCAGUAUCUAGUGCUUUGCAAGUAGCGGUCAGGUGUUUUCCUCAAGUUAUUACUGCUCUCAUUAGUCUGAUUGUACUUACUGUGGCUCACUGAAUGGCCUGACUAAAUGUGUUCAUGAAUGUUUUAAUGCCGGGGGAACAAGAGGCUGUAUGUAAAGAGUACAAAUUUAUUAUAAUUGGGGGACACAGUAAAUUAUCUGAUCAUUCUGCUGCAGCCUAUAGUGCUGUAACGUUAAUGCCUGCAGUUUUCCACUUCAUUAGGGGAUUAGCUUCUGUUUAAAUUACAUGACUUUCUGUGUACUUGGAUUCACCUUGUGAGCAAAGUUUUGGACACUUUUAGGUACUUGGUCUGUUGGCUACAAGCCUCUGAGAUGUUUGGUAAUGGGAUAGGGAGCCUUUGAUACCUAGGUCAGUGACCUGACUUUGGCUCAAGGGCGGUUGUUUGGCAGCAUGCACUAAAAGCCUAGGUGAUCUUAAUGCAGUUCCUACAGGACAGAUAUUGGUCACAGGACCUCUGUCACCACUGUUGCCAGGCUCAGCACAGGGGCCAAAAACUAAACAGGCUCUUUUAAGGCUGGUCUCUCCAGGUCAGGUGCAAUCCUGUCCAUCUGGUUCAUUUCACAAAGCAGUGGAGCGCCAAUCAUGAAUGUCCCAUGAAUUCACUGUGCCUGUGUCUGAUCGUCUCAGUAGUGUUCCUUGAGCUAUUACAUUAAUUAUACAUUCAGUGCCCCAGAGGCUUUGCUGACUAAUGGGAAGUAUUACCAUAGUUGGCCACCCACUGAUUGAGAAAUAGAAAUUCUAUUUCUCCAUCUUCAUCUUUAAUUGAGCUUUUGCUGAGCAAUCAGGCUAAUUAUUCCAAUCCCAUUUAGUUAUUUAAAAGCAAAAAUCACCAACUCAUGAAUCCAUAAACAAAUCCUCACGUUUGCAUGCAAGUCAAGAUCAGGGCUCAAAUGCCAUCAAUUACCUAACAGAAAACGUAUGCUUUCCAUAUCCAGGUAUUUCAAAAACUGUCAUUUGAAAAUGUUCUUCUGGGUUUCAUAAAUUGUCUAGUUAGUGGCAAAACUGCAUAUAAGAAUUCUGAAGGGAAGAGGGGAGGUGUGUGGUGUGUUCACUGACCUUUCAAUGCCCAAAAUGCCUUCCAUCUGCCACCUGUUUCAUAGUAAUGUUUGUCUGACUCCUGUGAGUAAAUGAAAUGGGUUUGGGUCCUGCACAUGAGUGCAGGGAGUUUUCCUGUGCACUUUGGCAAAAGUCUAUUUUCCUCCAUAGUGGAAUGUUGUAGGGGGGGGUUAUUUUAAUGAUGCUGUAUUCCCUUUUCAUUAAAGGUGUGCCUUUUUAAA
Messenger RNA from Pelodiscus sinensis (Chinese soft-shelled turtle), 5971 nucleotides. Lineage: Eukaryota; Metazoa; Chordata; Testudines; Trionychidae. The record is from RefSeq and is a predicted model, not a curated record.